AUGCAACCAUCUUUUAGGUGGAAAGCAAAGAAACUACUGUUUUCAUUUCCUCGUGAUUUCAUUGUUGUUCCUUAUCACAAUUUUAACAAAGACCCUAAAUGGUUUGGCCAUUGUAAGCUGCUGAUUGUUCCAACAGCCACCUUACAAACAAUAAAGAUCAUGACCUUCUAUUGCCUUGUAUUUCUCAGUUUGAUCUUUCCUUUGGCAUCUAUCUCUGCCCAAGUUUCUUUAUGCAACGAGGAUCUCUCUUUCGCAACAAUGGUUAGAAAAAAUCAGGAGUGGCAAGUUGACACAAAUUUGGUAGAUAUGGAGGAGCACCAGAUGCAAGAUACUUCAGUUCAGAGCUCGGAAAGUGGAGCAACAGCGGGCCUUAGACCAUGGAAGGGUCGUAGCAACUGGCGUCACCAGCAUCACCUAAAGAAUAUGCAUGGGAUUCUAAACAUCUUCGGAUGGGGGUUUCUAUUGCCCACUGGAGCAAUCGUUGCAAGAAAUUUCAGAAAUUUUCCUUUGAAAUGCGAUGAAUGGUACCAACUUCACAUACUAUGUCAAACUUCUGGCUACAUAGUGGGUACAGUUGGAUGGGGCAUUGGCAUAUGGUUGGGGAAUUCAUCCAAACAGUACACUUUGAAGGCACAUCGCAUCUUAGGAAUCAUUAUAUUUACAUUUGCAACUCUACAAUGUGUGAUUCAGAUGUUAGCCCUGUGUUUACAACCGAAGAAAGAAGAUGCAUUUUGCAAGUGCUGGGAGAUAUACCAUCAUCUUCUAGGGUAUGCACUGAUUGUUCUAAGCAUAGCAAACACAUUUGAAGGGAUCAGCACUAUCCAAAGCCAUGCUGCAGAGAAAUGGAGGUGGAUUUAUGUGGGAAUGCUUAUAGUUUUAGUUUCAACAGCUGUAGCAUUGGAAACAUAUAGGUGGAUCAAGUCCAAAAAUCAACAGCAGAUGGCAUUUGAUGAGAACCAAAUAUAUGGUUCAUCAGAACAAAUUUAAGUCUCCUUUUUGCGUUUCUUUUUCAAUUGCGUUGGUCUGAUUAAAAACUGAGAGGACUCUACAACAGGAAAACCGGAAACAGGUCCUUCAUUACUCUUGCUGAAGUGGUAAAGUUUUUGUUUUGGUGGAAAUGCUUCAGAGCUUCAGCUUUGGAACUAUACUUUGAGAAAUCUAAUCGGGGUUCGUGUGAUGUACCAAUUUAAUUGAAUGUAAACUAGAAAUAUAUGUGCUUGCUACAUGAAAUGAACAGAAAAAUCUGAGGCAAAGAAAAAAAAUGUAAUUAAAAUUAUUAAACUAAUGGAAUGAAGAUAAUACUAUUGAACUCAAAUUGU
Messenger RNA from Durio zibethinus, 1319 nucleotides. NCBI's taxonomy places the organism in Eukaryota, Viridiplantae, Streptophyta, Magnoliopsida, Malvales, Malvaceae. The record is from RefSeq and is a predicted model, not a curated record.